GCUUUGGCAAUCGACCAGCAGUGUGCAAGUUUCUAGACACAGGUCCUGUGGGCCUAUGCCAUGCUGCUUUUCUGCGCCAAGGACGGAAGUGACGACUAUGGCAAUUGUGCUGGCUACUACAAGCCGGACCCGGACGGUCGCCUUUUGAACGGCCACCUCGCAUACAGGAACGACGAAAAGAGCCGCUUUCUUGGGAGAACAGCUGCAGGCUCUUGGAUUCUCGGUCCUCUUUCAGAUUUGCCUGGACACUUGGAUACUCAACAAAGUCAUUUUGGUGGAUUCCACAGCACGUCCCUGAGCCCGGCCAGCGAAGAUGCAUGGGAUAGAUAUGCCGUGCAUCAGCUUCAAGAGGUGGAAGUCUUGACCAAAGAAGGGGAAACCGAUUAUGCAGAUUGCAGUGGCAGAUAUCUAGAACUUGCCGAAAAGACACUCAACCACAAGCCAGUGUACGUUAACCAUUCCCGCUCCCGUGUGCUCGCAUCCACAGAGAGAGGGUGGGUAAUUUUCAGUGCGGAAUUCUUAGAUGAGUUUUUGGAUACUCAGCCCAAUUCAUUCGGCGGAUUUCAUAGCACACCUGAGUCCGAACCAGUCGCAGGUUGGGAAAGGUACGUCGUGCGGUUCUUGCACGGCGCCCUGCCUGCGACAGGUUGGGAGAAGCUGCUUAACACCAAAGUCUCCUUUCAGGCUGUGUCCAAUUCGGGGGUGUGCCGCUCAGGGCAAGACUUCGAAGACAACAAGAAGAAGUGCCUUCAGUUGGAUUGUGGCGGGUUCGCAUGGCGAAAACCUCGCUUCAAUCAGUUUGGUGAGGAGGAGGAUCCCCCUGUGUGCUUCUUCUACCGCAGGACGCAGGGCCAGUUGAAAGAGGCCGCGGUGGAAAGCAAAGACUUUGACUUCUACUUGGCACCGGCCCAUCAUUGCCCAGACUGUUCUUUCAAGCCCGGGCGGGAUCCUGCUCCGUCAUGCCAUGUCAGAUGGGUGGAGAAAAAGGUGCAUGCAUUUGCAUGCCAGGUUCUUGUAAAUGAGCCUUCGCCAUGUACCUACUAUAUGACUUGUGGCUUUCAUUGUGGAUAUUGUGGUAUUCAGCAGCAUGAUGGCCUCAAGCAGCAGGUCUUGUUUUCCCUGUGGAACCAUCCACAGGCUCAGAAGGUGCAAAAUCUUUGGGUCGCGCCGGGCGUUUUCGCUGAACCCUUUGGGGGCGAAGGCAUGGGCGUUGGUGCAUACUCCGUCACCGGCACUGGGGAGACCACUGAUUCCUCCGUCGCUGCUUGGAGCGCUGGAGUUCCUUACACCUUCCUGGUACGCUCCAAAGCCGUCUCUGCAGGCUCCGAGAUCAGCUGUAGCUUUUACAAGCCGGAGGGCUGGGUGGACCUGGCGCGACACUGGCGUCCGGAGCCGGAGGAGGAGCGAGGCCAGCUGCGUGGGCUUUAUAGUUUCAUUGAGGAUUUCGCAGGGAAUUCUCUGCGGCGUUCAGCUUGCUUCUCUGCUUGGGUGCAAGACACUCCCGAGAGCUCCUGGCGCCCCGUGAGAAAGGUGGAAGGCACCAGUACGGCCGAGCGGGACGUGCCCAACAAGUGCGUGAGAAGGAGGUGCAGUGAUGUGGGCGACUUGGUGGAAAUGAUCAGUGGAGGAGAUGCCUUGGAUGAUUACUCCCUGUGUUGUGGGGAGAUAGAGGGUUGCCCUGUGCCUCGCGAGCUCUUGGGACCUUGAUGGCCAUUGAUGGCUUGCAGAGCUGCGGCGUAGCUGGAACCACAAGUUACAUAACACUUGGCAGUCUGGCUUCAGGCUAGCCAUGGUUGACACCGCCUUUCCCCCGAAAAGUCUAUGCUCC
Molecule: messenger RNA, 1828 nt
Organism: Durusdinium trenchii
Lineage: Eukaryota; Dinophyceae; Suessiales; Symbiodiniaceae
Source: the annotation of a GenBank genome assembly